This is a messenger RNA of Megachile rotundata (alfalfa leafcutting bee), 1780 nucleotides long. Its product is annotated as mitochondrial import inner membrane translocase subunit TIM44. Gene Ontology annotation, molecular function: protein-folding chaperone binding. The record is from RefSeq and is a predicted model, not a curated record. NCBI's taxonomy places the organism in Eukaryota, Metazoa, Arthropoda, Insecta, Hymenoptera, Megachilidae. Gene Ontology annotation, biological process: protein import into mitochondrial matrix. Gene Ontology annotation, cellular component: mitochondrial inner membrane.
UUCGUAGUCUUAUGUUCUAAUUUUUGUCGCUAGAUGUCCUCCUUCUUAAUCGCAACUUAAAAUUUUUUAUGUUGCAGCUAAAUCGGUUGUAAAAUGUUUCAGAAUUUUGCAGCGUGUAGAGCAAGCCUUAUUGGCAUUUCGAGAUCUGCGAGAUCUAAAAAGAAAUUUUCUAAAGAUCAUACAAUUAUAAGGUCUUACAAUGCCUUCGUACCAUCACAGUUACCUCAUAUUAGAAAUAUACAAGGUUUAUCAAUUAAAUUAUAUUCUAAUCCAGCAAGGAGACCUAGUUUUUUUACUCAGUUUCUGGAGAACAUCAAGCAGGAAAUGCAAAAGAGUAAAGAGAUGAAAGAAUCUUUAAAAAAGUUUAGAGAAGAAGCGGAAAAACUUGAACAAUCAGAAGCAUUACGUUCUGCAAGACAAAAGUUUCAAGCAGUUGAAUCCGAAGCCACCAAAAGUUCUGAAGUUAUUAAAGAAAAAUUAGGAUCUUUGAAAGGAAAAGUACAAGAAGUUAUUGAAGAAGCAAGUAAGUCAGAAUUAGGUAAAAAGGCUGGGCAAUUAGGUGAAGAACUGACAAAAUCUGCAAGAGAAGCAGCAGAAACAAUUUCUGAGAAAAGUCAAGCACUGGGUAAAACAAGUGCAUUUCAAACAAUAUCACAAACUGCAGAAGCUGUGCGAGAAGAACUAGAUCAACAAGGAAUGCAUGGAAGAGUAUAUGUUCCACCUAAAAAAUUAAGAAAAAGGAAGGAUGUGAUGGAAGCUGUAGAUAUCAAACAGGUGCAACCAAACGAGGAAGCCACAGGUGUUGAAUUACAUAAAGACUCUAAAUUUUAUCAGUCAUGGCAAAAUUUUAAGGAUAAAAAUCCAUAUCUAAAUAAAGUUUUGGACUGGAAAAUAAAAUAUGAUGAAUCAGAUAAUCCCCUAAUUCGUGCUUCCAGAAUGUUAACAGAGAAAGUAACAGAUAUAAUGGGUGGACUGUUUCAGAAGACUGAUCUCUCAAAAACACUAACAGAGAUAUGUAAAUUAGAUCCUACUUUUGAUAAAGCACAGUUCUUGAAAUUCUGUGAAACAGAUAUUAUUCCUAACAUUCUUGAAGCUAUGAUAAGAGGAGAUCUCGAGAUUUUAAAAGACUGGUGCCACGAAGCUCCUUAUAAUGUAUUAGCACAACCAUUAAUGCAAGUAGGAAAACUGGGAUAUCGUUUAGACAAUAAAAUUUUAGAUAUCAACAAUGUAGACUUAAUAAUGGGUAAAGUGAUGGAACAGGGCCCAGUUUUAAUAAUCAGUUUUCAGUGUCAACAAAUUAUGUGCUUGAGAGAUGCUAAAAAUAAAAUUGUGGAGGGAGAUCCAGACAAAGUAAUGCGCGUUACUUACAUUUGGGUAUUGUGUCGUGAUCCUACAGAACUUAAUCCGAAAGCAGCUUGGCGCUUGCUUGAUCUUAGUGCCACUAGUACACAGCAAUUUGUGUAGUGUAUAGUUUAGGUAUGAAUUUAGUUAAUGCUGCGAAAAAUUAAUGUGAUUGCGUGACUGGAUAAUAAGUGAAAAGUGUCAUGUUUCCUUAACACUUUCAAUCGAAUUGAAAAAGCUAUCGUUAGGAUUCACAACUUGUAUAUUAGUCCAUCGAUGAUGGAUAUUAACUUCUGUGACUUGAAUUGGACAGUGAUGUUUGAUGUACGGUUUGAGCUACAGAAGUUUUGUAAAAUCUGCAGAAUGUCUUAAUCUAUACAUAAAAGUAGUAAAUAAAAGUAAGAUACAUUAUCGAUGCUCAUUAAAACAGAGAAAUUUA